Molecule: messenger RNA, 4726 nt
Organism: Rattus norvegicus (Norway rat)
Lineage: Eukaryota; Metazoa; Chordata; Mammalia; Rodentia; Muridae
Gene: Usp28
Product: ubiquitin specific peptidase 28
Biological process (GO): protein deubiquitination
Cellular component (GO): nucleoplasm
Molecular function (GO): cysteine-type deubiquitinase activity
Source: RefSeq, a predicted model, not a curated record
GACAAAGCCAGUUACAUAGGACUGAAUUUGAGGCAGACAGAUUCACAUGUUGGGUCACCUCACACUGAGCAGAACUUGAAUCUGUCUCCUGUCUCUAACCAGUUGGUGUGAAUCCCGAGUCUUUAAGCUCUGAUGAAGUUCUUUGCUAAAGCCGAGUUAUGUGUAAAGGUUUAUGCUGUUUCUGACGUUCUCAGUAUGAUUGAGUUUCUCUCUGUUGGAGCCUACCUGUACCUGAGUAGGGAGAAUGCACUGCCCCCUUAGUUUUGGAGGGUAAAAGUGAUUCACUCUUACGGUAUGCCACUUAGAAUAUCUUCCCUAUUACGGUAUUUACUGUUCUCACUUUGUAAAGUCUGCCUUUGCUUUUACAUUGUAAAAUGUAAUUCCAUUUAUUUAUGUGGGAUUCUUGGGUUUUGAUGGGUUGGACAGAAGUCUGAAUGCAAGGGUAAUUAAUACCUCAACAUUCCAGUUAGGCAGGGAUUAGUGAGCUCCAGUGUAGCAUAAUUGUCCACAUUACCCCAUUUGGCCUACUCUCACACAUUUUGGGGCAAAACUGGCUUUUGGAACUGUCUGCCUCAAGAGAUAGGAUAGGAGAAAUUGACUGGAUUUACUGAAGGACAGCUGACAUGGGCCUGAGGAGGUGUCCUAGCUCUAGAAGAUGCCAGAACAUGGAGAGCGCCGCCUCCUUAGCUUCUCCAGGAGAAAAUAGACUCCUGGCAAUUCCCAGCAGGAGCUAUACCAGUGUCCAGUGACGCUUUGUCCAGAGACAAGAGUUCUAUAAAAUAAAACCCUAGCAAGAGCCAUUACAUUUGUUAAUUAGAUUCAGACCCAGAAAAGCCAGGCAGGGUGGCUCGUGUUUGUAGUUCUGUCACGUGAGAGACUGAUGAAUCAGAAUUGUCGACAAGUUCAAGGCCAGCGCGGUCUGUUUAGUGAGUGAGACCCUGUCUCAAGAAGCAAACAACGAGAUAAAAAGAUUUGGCUGUGAGAGAGUCGGUUGCACCGACUGCUUCUGCUGGUUCAGGUUUUGUCAGCUGUGCUCUGCGUGUUGAGUGGGUUCUUUCCAUUUUAGGAAGCAGCUGUUCUACUCGGACACUCUUGCUGCCAUUGUAGUUCACUGGCCUGCCUGUCUUUUCAGAAACUUGUCUCUUGGAAGUUAGAGAUUCUUUUCCUCAGAAACAUGGGAGAUUAUAACAUCCUGAGACUAUUUUAGGUUUUUAUUUAAACAGGACUUAAACUGUGGCUAGCUAUAAAUAAACUACAUAAUAUAUUUACAGUGUUUGUCUUUUUAGAUUAUUACUGGAUGCAGUUAUCCCCUAAUUAAUGCUGUUAGGCUGUUUCUCAUGAGAUCUGAGCAACCUGAAUUCUGACGACUCGUUUAGGGAAUGACUUGUAUUGGCGUUUGGUCAGUUCCUGUAUCCUGCCUGGGGUGGUUAUUUCUAAAGCGUUGGUUUACAAAGCUGCCUCCAGUGUUGACCUUCGAACUCUCCAGAUUUGAGUUUAAUCAGUCUCUUGGGCAGCCUGAGAAAAUUCAUAAUAAGCUGGAAUUUCCUCAGGUUAUUUAUAUGGAUAGGUACAUGUACAAAAGCAAAGAGCUUAUCCGAAGUAAGAGAGAGAGCAUUCGAAAGUUGAAGGAGGAAAUACAAGUUCUGCAGCAGAAAUUAGAAAGGUAUGUGAAGUACGGCUCCGGUCCAUCUCGCUUCCCACUCCCCGACAUGUUGAAAUACGUUAUUGAAUUUGCCAGUACAAAACCUGCCUCUGAAAGCUGUCUGUCUGGAAGUGUUGAGCAUAUGACGUUACCACUUCCUUCUGUGCACUGCCCGAUUUCUGACCUCACAGCCAAGGAAAGUUCAAGUCCCAAAAGCUGCUCUCAGAAUGCUGAGGGUUCCUUUUCCUCUCCGGAAGAUGCUCUACCCAACUCUGAGGUAAUGAAUGGGCCAUUUACUUCUCCUCACUCUUCCCUGGAAAUGCCUGCACCCCCACCAGCUCCUCGGACAGUCACAGAUGAGGAAAUGAAUUUCGUUAAGACCUGUCUUCAGAGGUGGCGGAGUGAAAUUGAACAGGAUAUACAAGACUUAAAGAAUUGUAUCUCGAGCACCACCCAGGCUAUUGAGCAGAUGUACUGUGAUCCUCUUCUUCGUCAGGUGCCUUAUCGCUUACAUGCAGUUCUUGUUCAUGAAGGACAAGCCAGUGCAGGGCACUACUGGGCGUACAUCUAUAACCAGCCCCGGCAGAUCUGGCUCAAAUACAACGACAUCUCUGUCACUGAGUCUUCCUGGGAAGAACUUGAAAGAGAUUCUUACGGGGGCCUGAGAAAUGUCAGCGCAUACUGCUUGAUGUAUAUCAAUGACAAGUUGCCCCACUGCAGUGCAGAGGCAGCGCAUGGUGAAUCUGAUCAGACUGCAGAAGUGGAAGCCCUGUCUGUGGAACUCAGGCAGUACAUUCAGGAAGAUAACUGGAGGUUUGAGCAAGAGGUGGAGGAAUGGGAGGAAGAACAGUCCUGUAAGAUCCCACAGAUGGAGUCCUCCCCAAACUCUUCCUCACAGGAUUUUUCCACAUCACAAGAGUCUUCAGCAGCGUCCUCGCAUGGCGUUCGAUGUUUGUCUUCUGAACAUGCUGUGAUUGCAAAGGAGCAGACUGCCCAGGCCAUCGCAAACACGGCUCAUGCCUAUGAGAAGAGCGGGGUAGAAGCAGCCUUGAGUGAGCAUAAGGAAGCUGAACCCGAGAAGCCCCAGGAAACAAACCUUGCAGAGCAGUCAGAACAGGCUGCAGAGGUCAAAGACACAGAGGCUGCUGCCCCACCUAACUCUGAGGUCUCUGAAGUGGAGAUCCCCAGUGUGGGAAGGAUUCUGGUUAGAUCUGAUGCAGAUGGCUAUGAUGAGGAGGUGAUGCUGAGCCCUGCCAUGCAAGGGGUCCUCCUGGCCAUAGCUAAGGCGCGCCAGACCUUUGACCGAGACGGGUCUGAAGCAGGGCUUAUUAAGGCAUUUCAUGAAGAGUACUCCAGGCUCUAUCAGCUUGCCAAAGAGACACCCACCUCUCACAGUGAUCCUCGCCUUCAGCAUGUUCUCGUCUACUUUUUCCAAAAUGAAGCACCCAAGAGGGUAGUAGAACGAACCCUUCUGGAACAGUUUGCAGAUAGAAACCUUAGCUAUGAUGAGAGAUCUAUCAGUAUCAUGAAGGUGGCUCAGGCCAAACUGAUGGAAAUUGGUCCAGAGGACAUGAACAUGGAAGAGUAUAAGAGGUGGCAUGAAGACUAUAGUCUGUUCCGAAAGGUGUCUGUGUACCUGCUAACGGGCCUGGAACUCUUCCAAAAAGGAAAGUACCAGGAAGCUUUGUCCUACCUGGUGUACGCGUACCAGAGCAAUGCUGGCCUGCUGGUGAAGGGGCCCCGCAGGGGCGUGAAGGAGUCUGUGAUUGCUUUGUACCGCAGAAAAUGCCUUCUGGAGUUGAAUGCCAAGGCUGCUUCUCUUUUUGAAACAAAUGACGACCAUUCUGUAACAGAGGGCAUUAAUGUGAUGAAUGAGCUGAUCAUUCCCUGCAUCCACCUGAUCAUUAAUAAUGACAUUUCCAAGGACGACCUUGAUGCCAUCGAGGUCAUGAGGAACCACUGGUGCUCUUACCUGGGGAAGGACAUCGCAGAAAAUCUGCAGCUGUGUUUAGGGGAGUUCCUACCCAGGCUUCUAGAUCCUUCCGCAGAAAUCAUCGUCCUAAAGGAGCCUCCAACUAUUCGACCGAAUUCUCCCUAUGAUCUUUGCAGCCGGUUUGCAGCUGUCAUGGAGUCCAUUCAAGGAGUUUCAACAGUAACAGUGAAGUAAACUGCACAUGGACGGUCAAGACUCAUUUUGGUCUCCAGUCACCUGCCAGUUACACGGCAGUCUGUUGUUGCAGACUCCCCUGGAGAGAGAGAUUGGGUGUCUGAGCAAGAUUUAGACCCUCUGCCCUCUCUGAUAUGUGUUUAAGGGAUUAAGGAUAAAGUUGCGCAUUUAGGUACAGAAUCAUGAGAGCUCUCUCACUGAAGAAGGCAGGAGCCCGGUGCAUUAAGGUUUUGAAUUAUCCCAGAAGACCUGAAUUGCCUUUUUAAAUCUCCCAUAAUAAUUACCCUUCGGGCGCCUGUCUCAUCAGAACUGAGCCGGAGGAACAGUUUCUGGUUCUUUUGUCAAGUUCAGGUGACGUUUCUAAGUCCUUAGCUACCAGAGAUUGGCAACAGGGGCCUUGCCUGGCUCUUGACAGUAACACAAAGGGUGCUGCUGAGCCUUUCCCUCCACACAAGGGUAGAGCGUAAGGCUUCGCCCACCAUGAAGCCACAGGAAAGCUGCCUCCAUUUUCGGUCUGUUUAUAUUUCAGAUAAACCAGAAAACCUCACACUCAGUCUUGAGUGAAAGAGAAGCAAGCAUCCUGGGCUCUCACCCCAGUGCUGGUGUAAAGCUGCACAAGGGACAUUUAAUAGCUAAUUAAGCAACAUUGUGGAGAUUGUCACAUGCAGGUGUCUAAGGCUACCUGGCCUGAUAGAAUUUUGAUUCUCUCUUUCCUUUUUUUUUUUUUAGAAAUAAGGGAUGUGAAUUUAUAUAGAGAGAGACCAUCUAUCUGUGUAUAUGUAGAGAAGCUGCUUUUUAAAGAACUUUUAAUUGGGAAUUCAUGUUUUAACAAAAUUUUAAGGAUUAACGAGGAAUCAUGGGAGGGAAGAACACAACUAUGCAGAUUUUAUAAAUGUGCAAUAAAAGUAUUUGUUUUA